AUGGGGCGAUGGCAGCGCGAGUAUGAGAGCAAAUGGUGCGACUACACACAAGGAGUGAUUCAUGAUUUCUGUAGGACGUAUGCAGUUCAGUGCAGUUCGUCCAUUACACAAGCAGAUGAGUAUGAAUUACAAAAAGUCCUAGCGGUAGAAGGAAUCGCCCACGUGCCUCCAAAUCACAGUCGAUGGCGUGCGCCUAUCCCUGCGUCACAGUCGCCUUUGACCGCUUUCGAUGCUCAAGACUCACUCAUGUCGGUAGGUUCGUCGUACGUUUACAACACUCCACCACCUCCAGACACUCAAGAUAUAUUCCCAGCCUUCAGUUCACAGGAGGAUUUCGAAUGCCAAUUGACGUCUAGACGUCGAUUGAGCGCUUCCCAGCGAUUACAGCUGCGAAUGGCUGAUAUGUCGCCAAUUGCAGGUGAUAGACGCACUUCUAUUGAGUGUGCAACAACAAUCUCACCGCCUUCUGGAACGUCCAAGUCACCCUGGACACCUAGACAGUCGUCGCCAAAACUAAUUGGAAAGACGCGACGAACGCCUCGUCGGUCGCUUGAAGCACGUUUUAAAGGUGACGACUUGAAUGUCUCGAUACAGUCGAUACGUCUUUGUGACGAUGAAGAAAGUCAAAUGGAGGACAAAAAGACGGAGGCAGAGGAUACGCAAAUGACUGACAUGUCGGAAGUUUAUGACGAAGAGGAGAAAGCUGCGGUGGGUAGUGAUUAUGAAGAUGAUGCUGAACAAGAAAAGGAGAUUGACCGUGUAGACGUCGCUGCAGAUGAACAAGGUGUUGAUCCGUGGUCCAUGAUUAAGCAUGACGAUGAUGCUGAAGAUAUGAACAUGUUCAAGGAGCUGGUAUUUCUUAAGAGUGACAGCGAGGACGACAAAGAAAGAGAGACGAAGGAGCAAGUUGAUGCUGACGCUGUGGUAGAGGAGAAACGAGUGAACACAGAUACAUCGCUUACUAUCAACAUUAGUGGUAAGUCCAUCGAUGCGUCAUUGUCGCCGAAAAGUUUGACUGAAAGGCCGACAUCGGCUUCCGAACAUGACUUUGAGUUUCUUGGAACGGAAAAUGAUUGCAACAACAAUAUUCAACAGCCUCAAAGUGGAGAAAAAGAUGUAGAGAUGCACGGAUUAGCACGGUCUGUAGUGGAGAGUGCACCGUGUUCCUCUAGUGCAAUUCAGACCGUUGGAGAGCCAUCUCAGGAAGACACCAAUUAUCCUGUCGACCAGCAACAGAUUCCUGCCCAGACAACCCGAACAUUGACCCCCACUUCAGCUAACAGCAACAGUGUAGCAAGGCAAAGCCAGCCGGUGUUGGUGAGGCGGUCAACUGGUACUUUACCCGCAAAUCUCUCGCCGCAGACAAGAACACCGCAUGCAUGGUCGAAAAACUUGCCAGCAAGAGAAACAUCUUACACAAGACCCACAACUGUGUUAACGAGAGACCCAGCUAUCGCUUUAUCAUUGUCUGUAGAGAAAACGACGUUUGCUGUCCAAGCAGCUUCGUCUGUACAAAAAGCUUUGCAUGCAUACCCCGCACCUGCAUCAACAGCACAAACUCUCUCUACUGUUUCAGCAUCGUCCAAAUCCGCGUUAUCACGGAAGCGUGCAAAUCGAAGUCCGCUAUUGCGCGCGAAACUGCCGCUGCAAAUGGAGUAUCGCUUCGCUAGCGACAAGCGUCGGCGUCACAGGCGUCGAAAAUCUCUUGCAGCUAAGCCGGGCGUGUUUCCCUACGUUGUGCCAGAACUUCUAGUAGAGCUGCAACCAUACCAAAAGAAGGCACUAGAAUGGAUGCUAAAAAGAGAGAAGGAACUUGGUGGCCCCAUUACUAUUGAUCAGCAACGCCGUGGCGAAGUAACUGCUGUCGACGCUUUGGUUGCAAAGGUGCGCGGUGGAGUUUUAGCCGAUGAAAUGGGUCUUGGUAAGACGAUAUGCUGCCUUGCUCUCAUAUGCGAAUCUCUCCGCCUCACCCGAGCGGCGGAUGCUCAGGCAAGAAGUGAGACUGGCAGUACUGUUUCGCGGCUAAAUCCUCCAACCCUUAUUGUGACACCGUUGUCUAUCCUAUCGCAGUGGAAACAAGAACUACAAGCAAAGACGAACUUGAGUGUGGUAACGUAUCAAGGCGGUACGCGCAAGAGCUUUCGCUCAGCCACGCAGUUUAUGGGAGCUGACAUUGUCCUCUCGACCUACGACACCCUUCGGCUUUUGGAGUGUAAGGUCCAAGAUAAAGACAUUGACCAUGACGAUGACGAAGAGGAUAGCGAUGGAACUCGUGCAAAAGAUGAUGGGUGGCAUCAAGCGCCACGUCUUGUCUCACGUUCUAAGAAGUCCGUGUUGACAUCAAAGCUGCACCAAUUGCAGUGGUUCCGAGUAAUUUUAGAUGAAAGCCAUCUGAUUGCAAAUGCUGGAUGCGGACGAGCGCGAGCUGCGUUUACACUAAGCAGCAAACGUCGUUGGUGUGUGACCGGAACACCAAUCCAAAAUCGCACGGCAGACCUAGCAGCACUGCUGCAAUUUGUUGGGCUAGGCAAUCGUGCUCACACUCUUUCAGAGCAAGAACUUCAAGCGCUAGUGCCUCGCGUUGUAAUGCGCCGUCUUAAAUCUACGGUCGAUGUGUGUUCAAGAGCUCCUAUCUUGGAGCUUCCCAAAAAGACUGAAGAGACAAUCGUGCUUGACUUUGAUUCAGAUGUCGAACGAGCGCUGUACAUUUUGUUGCAUCGCUCUACUAAAUGGCAAGUACUUCGGUAUUUGCAGUCCAAGGAGGCCAAACUAACGCACCGAACUCCCCUCACAACCUCAAGCAAAGAAGACAGUCAAGAACGUUCACUGUUCAUGCACGUGUUUGAACUGAUUCUGCGACUGCGGCAAUUGUGCAAUUCCUGUGCUCUGGUGACCGCAAAUCCGUUUGCCGAAGUCGAAACACGAGUAAAUAGCGCUGAAGCGCUUGCUGGGAAUGGAGUACUCGACGGCAUUUCUCCGUUCUCAACUGGAGAGAUUGAAUUGUUAAAGCGGCUUCAGAAGCAGCAUACGGAUGCAAAUGGUCUUUCCGGGUACAAUCCUUUGGAAUCAACAAAGCUGACAGCAUUGAUGCAGGAGUUGAAGAAGGUACGAGCCUGUCGGGAACGAGUGUUGGUAAUUUCACAAUGGACAAGCUACCUGGACAUGAUUGGAGAGCGCCUUGAGAUUCACAAUGCACAAUGUGAAGCACGCGUUUUGUCUGUAAAUGAUGCGUCUGAAGCAGGCAACGAGGCUAUCAUGUUUGCAAAAUUAGACGGUAGAAUGUCUGUCAAGGAUCGAGAGCAAGUCGUGCGCAAUUUCCAACAGCAUGAAGACACCUUCGACAUGGGACCAGUUGUUGGGCCACCGCUGGAUGUGCUACUGCUUUCUUUGCGUACUGGUGGUCUCGGAUUGAAUCUCACAGCUGCGGCGCAUGUUUUCAUCAUGGAACCUAGCUGGAACCCAAGCCUUGAGCGCCAAGCGAUUGAUCGAGCUCACCGUUUUGGCCAGACAAGAGAGGUACGCGUCGUUCGCUUCAUCAUCAAAGGCUCCAUUGAGGAGCGUGUUGUGGCUUUGCAACACAAAAAGCGCCAGCUUACGGCUGCCUUCUUAGGCGAUGGUGGUAUCAUCUCCAGUGCUAAAGAGAAUCGACUUCACGAGUCGAGAUUGUCAACUGGUGAUCUUAGAAGACUGUUUUUCACGCAGCAUGAGCAAGACGUAGAGGAAGAUCAACACUACCAUGACGACGAAAAUGAUGGUGUAGAAGAUCACGAAGAUGGAAACUACGAUGACAGUGCGGCGUUCGUUGAAUUUGAAUGA
Molecule: messenger RNA, 3816 nt
Organism: Peronospora belbahrii
Lineage: Eukaryota; Oomycota; Peronosporomycetes; Peronosporales; Peronosporaceae
Source: the annotation of a GenBank genome assembly